Messenger RNA from Bemisia tabaci, 3543 nucleotides. The record is from RefSeq and is a predicted model, not a curated record. NCBI's taxonomy places the organism in Eukaryota, Metazoa, Arthropoda, Insecta, Hemiptera, Aleyrodidae.
CAUUACUUCGUUUUGAAGAUUCUAAAAUGCCCGUGUAUGGUAGUGCCAAAGGGACAGAAGCCAUUCAACUAGGUCGUGACCUUCCUCCAGAAAAACGGCUUGAUCUCUAUGAAUUUGAGCUUGAAAAUGAUGAAAAUGAAGUUCCUGCGAAGAAGUUCAAGAAAAGGAAACCCCGUGAAAAGCGAAAAGAAAUUAAAUUCUUUGAAAAUAUUGGGAAAAAAGUCCCUCCCCCCUCAAAGCCAAAAAAAAUUGCUAAGAAGUCCCCUGAAGAAGUAUCAAAAAGAGUCCUUCCCGACAGAAGGGCUCUGCGCACAAUUAUUCCUGCAGAAUCUACUCAUUUCAUCUCCAGUUCUUCAAAAAAUAGUACACGAUGUCCAAAUUUGUCGUCUAAAUGGGAAUUAUCGCACAGCGUCUUAUCCACUGCUGCCUCCGAUAAAAGCCUCAGCAGCAAUACAAUUUCAGGCCUGUCAACUUCCAGGAGUGUUAAAACGAAUGCACGGAAUCACUCCUCCAACAAUAGUUUAUUUUCUCUCAAAGAUGUCGCACCCCCUUUCACUCAAGGUUCAUCAACGCCUCUGUCAGAGUCCGAAAACAUAGACCAUCAAAUCUCAUUCAACAAUUUAAGUGAAUCUGUCAUCUCCAACAAGAGCUCAAUCAGAACAAGUCCAUUUGCUAAUAAUUUUAAGGUACCAACCUCAGUCACUGUACGCAGUUUGAGACCUCGCCAGAAAAAGAAUAUGGCUCCACAUAGUUCAUCACCUAAAGCAUCAAAUAUCCAAUGUUCCUUCCGGAAUGGAGGGGAACAUCCUCUUUCUUCCUCACCAAACAUCAUUGAAAGUCCUAAUAGAACUUUACUUUUUGGUGCCACCUCUCCAAUUGCAAAACCAAACUCAGCAUCUCUUGCCAUGUUAUCUAGUGGAAGUGGAGUUUACUCUCUGGAUGAUGCAGUCGGAUCAGUAGAAUCUUUAGACUCUCUGGAUAAAUCUUACGGUGAUGAAACCUGUUUGAUUGCUGGCAAGGAAAAUAAUUCGUACUUCUCGGUUGGUGAAGAGGACAUCUGCCAUUAUUUUGGUUUUGAAGAAACGGAAGAAGAAGGAGAAAAGGUAAACCUUUCUCUGAAGUCCAAAAAAAAUUGUACAAAUGAUCCAAGAACGAGAAACUCUGAAAAUGUUCAGGGAAAAAUAAAAUGCCAGAAAAUGGAAUUUCAAAAUGACACUUGUGAAACGGCUGAAAAACCAUCCAUUGGUCAAGUUCUAUUAUUAUUGAAAUCGAGUGUCGCAACAGACCCAGCCCCUCUUGAAUGCGAAUCGGAGCUCUUUGGUUUACCAACCUACAUCUGGUCACCCUUAAAAUCGCAGCAGUGUGAAGAAACAGAGGAUGCCGUAGAGAAGCCUGCUGCCAAUAAAAAAUGUGGCAGAAAACCGAAAUUCAUCAUCGACAAGGCAACAUCAACUGCUUUGGCCGGUGAGAAAGACAAAGGGGACCUGGGGAAAACAUCUAGAAAAGAAAUAACUUUUCGAGCAGAGGAGAAUCCAACGAAAGGCCUCAACAUGAACCAUUCAGCAAUGGAGAGUUGCUCAAAACUGACUGCAACUGAUGAUGAAAAACUAGGAAAUCUUGACGAGACUUUCGAUAGUGAAAACAAAGUGUCAAAUAUCGUCUAUAAAAUUCCAAAACGUGGGAAAGAAGCAAACAAACUGCUGAAAGAGAAAAAAGAAGCAGAGGGGAGUAAGAAAGAGAUGGAUGAAUUUGAAGCUUUGGCUGCCUAUUUAAAUUCUCAGUUUCAAGAAAUUGAUCAUUUCCAACUUGCUGUCGAAUGACUUCCUCGCCUUAAUUCUUAGCGGCAAAGUUAAGUAGCAAAUUUCAAAGAAAAAGUCAGUCUGUCAAUCAAAUUUUGUUCUGAGGAAAAAAUACUUGUGAAAUUAAUAGGUAUUAUCUCCUGGUAAAAUUAAUCAUCCAGUUGAAAUUAACUACGGUGUUGUGAAUUCACAUAUAUAUUCAACUGAUUUCAAUGCAAAGACAAUGCACCGUUAUCAAGUCACUCUGUGCGAAUUAUGAUAAGACAUACAUUGGACAUUUUGAAGAAUCUUUCCCUUCUUUGGAAACUUUCCGAGGAAAGCUCCCAGAAACUUUCCUGAGAUGGAAACGAAGUGUUGCUGACAAUUCCUGGAACAAGUUCCUAUUUCUGCUUAGAUUUUUAGUUGAACAUCAUAAAACUCGUUAGAAGCUGUUAUUCUUUCACUGAUGGCAAUCAGAGUGAGUUGGUGUUACUUCAGCUUCCUUCUGAGAAUAAUAUAUGAGGCACUUUGUAUCAAAACCUGCGAUCUCCUUUGUGCUGUCUAAAAAUUUGGCAAUCACUUUCACUUACUCGUAUUAUAAAGAGAGUAGGUAAGUUUCUAUUCGCAUACUUUCUCAAGAAUUUUCCAUAUAUUCGUGAGGAAAUUAUGACAGUAUUUCAUGCAUAAAGUCUAAUCGAUUAAUCCUUUUUAAAAAUUGCAUAAAACAUCUGCCAAUUUUUUAGAUGUUGCAAUGGAAAUUGCAGGUUUUGAUACUAGGUGCCUUGGAUCCCACUUACUCUCACUUGACCCUCAUGUCUUCCUAUCAAUCUCCUUCUGUAAUUCAACUUCAGGCAUCAAGUGUAAUUUACUGUGUAUCUCUACUGAACGUAUGUAAAACUGCAUGAGUAGUUCAUAUUAGCACUAAAAUUGGAAAAGAAAGCUAUCAUUUUACAACUUUCAGAAUUAGAGGAAGUUAAUAGUUUCUAGGAUUCAAGUGAAAGAAAGAGAGAUAAGUCAUCUAUGAGUGGUUCUGUAAAUCAUCUGGUUGUAGAAUGAAGUGACGUACCUAAUUAUCAUAAGUAUAAAGGCACGACCUACAAAGAGAUUUUUAUCAUUUUGUCCCCCAUUUUGGUACUGCCCUUCUUUCAAAUUUCUCUCAAUCUGGAAGUUGAAGCUUUUAAAUUGCUCACUCACCAAACCCCUCAUUUUCCUCCCAGAAUCAGUGCUUCACCUGCUGAUUAGAUGCCACUCCCCUGAAGCUCAGGAAAUGCUGCCUUGAAUGUGAAAAAGGCCAAAAAAAAAAGAGAAAAAAAAAAAGACUGAUUUAGUACCUAAUCCAUUCACUGUGCUGUCAUGCUGUGGAGGUGUCAGCGCAAACCACUGUACAGGAAUUCCCAGAAAAUGAUUGGGUCCUGAAAUAGUCCUCACACUUCAUCAGUUACACAUAAACACCUGACGAUGGAAAAACAAGAUUAAAAAAAGAAUCAGAACACCAAUUGCCAAUCAUUAGCCUGUGAGUAUACAAGAAUUCAAACUUUUUAUUGAAGAGACUUGUAUAUUAUCUGUGUAUUGUAACUUAGAAUUACAUAUUGUAUUGUAAUUUAUUUUAUCUUAUUAUUCAUGAAAUACCUAAUUUCAAGUAUUCAUCUAAAAUUUGUCUUAUGCAAACUUUCCGCUCGGAGAUAAUAAGACUUGUUUGUGUACUAUUUUUUUAUACAACAUUAUUUUCCAUAUAAAAUCAAUAGUAUAAAUACGUAAGUCAAAA